Molecule: messenger RNA, 1623 nt
Organism: Eleginops maclovinus (Patagonian blennie)
Lineage: Eukaryota; Metazoa; Chordata; Actinopteri; Perciformes; Eleginopidae
Gene: mettl1
Product: methyltransferase 1, tRNA methylguanosine
Exons: 6
Coding region: 126-851 (241 amino acids)
Biological process (GO): RNA (guanine-N7)-methylation; tRNA methylation
Cellular component (GO): tRNA methyltransferase complex
Molecular function (GO): tRNA (guanine(46)-N7)-methyltransferase activity
Source: RefSeq, a predicted model, not a curated record
UCUAAUCUCCGCGACUCAUAGCCGGUGGUAAACUCACCAGAAACAAACGUGGCUUUCUGUGAAUGCAUAUCCCUUUUUAUUUAGUUUUUCUCUGACAGAUUGAAUAUUGUCUUAAUUAUUCCAUCAUGAGUUCGUCCAUGCCGCAGAAGCGUUACUACCGACAGCGGGCCCAUUCCAACCCGAUGGCUUACCACACGUUCGACUAUCCGGUGUGUCCUGAGGAGAUGGACUGGUCUAAGCUGUAUUCAGGCUUUUUCGCAGACAACCCCUCUGAGAAAAAGCCCCCCCAGGUUGAGUUUGCAGACAUUGGAUGUGGAUACGGCGGGCUGCUAGUGGAGUUAUCUCUGCUUUUCCCUGACAAGCUCAUGCUUGGCAUGGAGAUUCGAGUAAAAGUGUCCGAUUAUGUUCAGGAUCGUAUCAAAUCCCUUCGGACCUCAGAGCCAGGGAGCUACCAGAACAUCGCCUGCAUUCGCAGCAAUGCCAUGAAGUACCUGCCCAACUUCUUCUCUAAAGGACAGCUGAGUAAGAUGUUUUUCCUCUUCCCUGACCCUCACUUUAAGAAGACCAAGCACAAGUGGAGGAUAAUUAGUCCAACACUGUUGGCCGAAUACGCCUACACGCUGAGAGUUGGGGGUUUGGUGUAUACCAUGACAGAUGUGGAGGAGGUUCACCUCUGGAUGGUGAAGCACUUCAGUGAACAUCCACUUUUCAAACGAGUCCUUGAUGAAGAAUUGGUUGGUGAUGUCAUCAUAAGUCGCCUGGGUACCUGCACAGAGGAAGGAAAGAAAGUGCAGAGAAAUGGAGGGAAAAACUUCCUUGCAGUUUUCUGGAGGAUAGAGGAUUUAAACUGAAGACCAAACCGUUUGGACAUACAAUGAACUGAAAUGAUAGUCUCACAUGUAUAUGCACACGGAGGAUACGGCUGCUCUGUGGAUCUGGAGGCUCACUCCCCCAGCACAUGAACAAGGAGUUGUUUUUUUUCCCCCUGGUAUUAUUGGACAAAUAUUUACAUCAUUACCCAAUAAAGGGUUUGAGUUUUACGUUUUUUUUUUACCAUUUGAUUCCUCAUCUCACGAAUGAAGACGCAAGAAAAAUAAAUCACAAAAGCAUCGAUUACGACGGCACCUGUGAAGUGUUUUGUAUCACCUUAAAAAAAUAUUUUGAAAUGAUUUACUUUGAUUUCAAAGAGUUGCUUUUGAUUUCCUGUAAAACUGUACAUUUCUUUCAGUAAAACAAAGAAAAUCAAUGCUGGAUUUGGUUAAUUGUGAUCAGCACCGUCAAUUGAUUGAAAGCCAGGUUUUUUUUGUGGCCUUUAUCAAAAAAAGGAUUAAGAGCAACAGCUUUUAUAGUCAGUAUGUUAUAUUUGAAGAGCAAUUGCUUAAAUAUGUUCAAAAUGACGGAAACGUUUCCAUGUGAUUGUAUAACACUGUUAGCUUUGCGUUGUUAAAUUGCAUUGUUGGUGAUGAACCUGAAAUAGAUUAGACUGAGAACUUUGCCAACAAUCUAUAUCCUGGUUUUUUGUCUGGUUUACAAAGUAAACCGACUUGCCACAGCAGUGGGUUUCUGAGCUAAUUUUAUGAUUUUAGCUGUAUAUUACAGGUUGGUGUUCUUGCCUGUCAGGAG